UCGCAAAAAUUCUACAUAUAUAUGCGAGCAGUUAAAUUCAUUUCCUGCGGGAGGAGUUAGUUGUCUCGCAAUUGAAUUGAAUGCAGUAGAAAGUGUUUCUCUGUACGGAUUAAUAAAAUGGCGAGUAGCUUCCACAACUUCGUUAAUGGAGAAGAACUGGAAUCGCAGAAGUUACCAUCAUUGCCUUCGUUCAAAGGCAAGAAGAAGCCGCGAGCCGGCGCGGAGGUCGAUGACUUCAUCACACUGAUGCACGGCUCCGAUCCGGUGCGCGUCGAGCUCGCUCGUCUCGAAAACGAAAUUCGAGAAAAAAAUAGAGAUGUGGCUGGGUUACAUGGGGAAAUCAAAGCACUCAAGUAUGAACAACGCUUAAAAGAGAAGGCAGUUCAAGAGCUUACUAAUGAGCUUAAGAAAGUAGAUGAAAAGUUCAAAGUGACAGAAGCUCAACUCGAAAGCAAGAAUCUAGAAAUCAAGAAAAUCAAUGAGGAGAAAAAGGCUGCUGUGGCUGCACAAUUUGCUGCAGAAGCCACACUUCGAAGGGUUCAUGCUGCUCAGAAAGACAAUGAGAUGCCUCCAAUCGAGGCAAUCAUCGCCCCUCUUGAGGCUGAGUUAAAAUUGGCUAGAAUUGAGAAAGCAACUCUAAUGGAAGAUAACAGAGCACUUGAUCGGCUUACCAAGUCUAAAGAGUUGGCGCUCUUAGAAGCAGAACGUGCAGUUAAGAUGGCUCUCGCCAAAGCGUCCUUGAUGGAUGAUCUGCAGAACAAAAACCAAGAGUUCAUGAAACAGAUUGGAAUAUGCCAGGAGGAGAACAGAAUAUUGGACAGAAUGCACAGGCAAAAGGUCGUAGAAGUAGAGAGGCUAACACAAACUGUUCGUGAGCUCGAAGAGGCAGUCUUGUCUGGUGGGGCUGCAGCCAAUGCUGUGCGUAACUACGAACGGAAAGUGCAAGAAAUAAAUGAAGAGAAAAGAAUUCUAGACCGAGAACUAGCUCGUGCUAAGGUCUCUGUAAACCGUGUUGCUGUUGUAGUUGCGAAUGAAUGGAAAGAUGCCAACGACAAAGUCAUGCCUGUGAAGCAGUGGCUUGAAGAAAGAAAAUUUUUUCAGGGAGAAAUCCAACAGCUCAAAGACAAGUUGGCGAUAGUCGAGCGAGCUGCUAAAGCAGAAGCUAAGUUAAAAGAGAAAUACCUGUUGCGCUUCAAGGUCUUGGAGGAAAGGCUUAAAACAAGUCCCCUUCAAUCUUUAUCACAAGGUAGAAGAAGCGUGAGCAACAGUGCUUCACGAAGAAGUUCGCAUGGAGAGCCAGAUGAGUUUAUAUCAAGAAAUGUAUUAGCUUCAUCUUGGACAUCAUCUCGUACGGACACUUCUAGCUCACUUUUGAAGCACACAAGGAACUUGUCAGUAACAUUCAAUGGAACUGGCAGAUUAUCGAAUAGGGACAUUGUAGCUUCACAGAAGCAUAAGAAAGAGAUCCAAAUUAAAUCAAUAACUUCAUCUAUCAACAAUGCGGGCAGUGAUUUUAUGACGGACAAAUCGAAAAAGGAAAAUGAAGACUACGUGUCGGGAGUGCUGUACGACAUGCUUCAGAAAGAGGUUUUGAAGUUGCAAAAAGCUUGCCAAGAGAAAGACGAAAGCCUCAAGGACAAAGAUGGUGCCAUUGAGAUGCUGGCAAAAAAGGUUGAAACAUUGAACAAGGCCAUCGAAGUUGAGGCAAAGAAAAUGAGGAGGGAAGUGAAUUCCAUGGAGAGGGAAGUUGCUGCGCUGCGAAAUGACAAAGAACAGCUUCGAAGGAACAGCCGCAGCAGUGUUACUCGAGGCACUAUUCCAGGGUCUCAUACACGUUUGAUGAGGAGUGGGCAAUAUCCAUAGGCACACCUACCGAUGCUCAAGGGAUCGUUCAUGACAACGAUAUUCACAGCUCAUCAGAGAGAAAGGAGGUUAUGUAACUAAGUUUGAGUAUGUCUUGUCCUACUCGUAUAUAUUGAAGUCUUUUAUUUCU
Molecule: messenger RNA, 1993 nt
Organism: Andrographis paniculata
Lineage: Eukaryota; Viridiplantae; Streptophyta; Magnoliopsida; Lamiales; Acanthaceae
Product: microtubule-associated protein 70-1-like
Exons: 11
Coding region: 118-1863 (581 amino acids)
Biological process (GO): cytoskeleton organization
Molecular function (GO): microtubule binding
Source: RefSeq, a predicted model, not a curated record